Molecule: messenger RNA, 681 nt
Organism: Eupeodes corollae
Lineage: Eukaryota; Metazoa; Arthropoda; Insecta; Diptera; Syrphidae
Exons: 1
Coding region: 1-681 (226 amino acids)
Source: RefSeq, a predicted model, not a curated record
AUGAUUAAUAAUAUAUUAAGCAACACAAAAUCUAUUAAAAAGACAAAAUCAUUUCUUGACAACGGAAAAGAUUGGAUAACAUCAAUUAAGAACAAAAAUAACAACGCUGUUAAUAGGAGAGAUAUAAAUGAGUCUGCUACCAAGUUCUUCGAAGAACUUUUCAAAUCGAGAAAAGAAAUAAAAGAUGAUAAUACAUCGAUGGCGGACAGUUACUCCAAAUUAAAUACUGUUACACUUUUUACAAAAACAGAUAUUGAACAAGCAAUUGACGAUCUUAAGACAGAUAAGUGUACAGGAAAUGAUGGUAUUGUAACAGAAAUGCUCAAAUAUGGAAAACAACCAAUUUCUACAGUCUUUACCAUGAUUUUUAAUGACAUACUUAUAACACAGCAGAUUCCAAAACGAAGGAAACAAGCUACAAUUACUCAUAUCCACAUAAAAGGAAAUAAAGAUGACAUAAAUAACUACAGACCAAUAAGCAACAUUUCUAUGAUAUAUAAACUGUUCUCCAAAGUAAUGUACACAAAAAUUAAGGACACAUUAAACAGAAAUCAGCCAAGGGAACAAGCAGGAUUCCGAGAAGGUUUUUCAACAACAGACCAUCUACAAACAAUGAACCAACUAAUUGAAAAAACUAACGAAUUUGAAAAACCUAUUCAAGAAACUAAACUGGGUCAAUAG